AUGGAAGAGGACGAGGAACAUUUCUUCGGGCUGGGCCGCUUCGAGGAGCUGGGGGCAAGUGAGGACGCCGCUCCUCGCUGGCAGCCGCUCGGCACGACAGCAGACGACGACGAAAUAGAGGAUGGCGACGAUGACGAAGAGGCGGCCCGCACUGCCGGUGGCGCCAACGCGAAGUCAGCCGACGUGGAGCGCUCCAGAAGCGGAGCCAAAGGCGAAGAAGAAGAUGCCUCGACAACAGCAGAAGAUGAGGAGGAGGUGGGCGGCACCCCUGCCGACGCAGCGCUGGUGUCUCGCCAGCUCGAAAAUGAGGUGGAGUUCUUCCGGGAGUUCGUGCGGGCGGUGGACCCCGACAUCGGGCGGCACGACGAAGAGGUGCUCUUCGCCAACUUUGACACCUUCCGCACCUUCAUCGUGGAUGGCCUCCACCACGCCCUCGAAGGGGUCGUGAGUCCCGUGGAGGUGCACAUCAAGGUGCACAAGGCCAAGAGGGACCUUUGGGGCAUGUGCCACGCGGCCCUCACGCAACACUACGCCCUCACCAACCCGGCGCUGCUGCACGUCAUCCAAAGCGUGCAGCGCUUUCACGAGAAGCUGAUCCAGGUCCGGGGCUUCGACGGCGCCGCCGACGACAGCAGCCCCGACCCGGCCUCGGACUCUGGAAUCUCCUCCUCGCCCGAGGAGCCCGACUCUCCUUCCGUCAGCUCCGCCGAGAGCGACGCGGUGCCGGCCGACACUCUCACCUCCCACCCCGUCGACAAACUGCAGGCGUGGGCGAGGCGCAGCUGCACGGCGCGGGCGCUGGGAAGGCGGGCGCUCGGGGUGGUGCCCAUCACGCGGUGGUUCCCCCACUACUUCCGCUACGGGUGGGCCACCAACAUCAAGUUCGACCUCCUCGCCGCCAUCACCAUCGCCUUCAUGCUCAUCCCCCAGGGCAUGGCCUACGCGCUCAUCGCCGAGCUACCGCCCAUCUACGGCCUCUACGCCUCCCUCACGCCGUUAAUCGUAUACUCGUUCUUCGGCACGUCGGCGGAGAUAUCGAUGGGUCCCACGGCCAUGGUGUCCCUGCUGAUCCCCGAGGCCGCGAGUGCGCUCGGCGCCAAGCCCGGCACGGAGGAGUACAUCCAGGCGGCCAUCCUGCUGACCUUCCUCAUGGGCCUGAUCCUGGUCGUGGCCAGCAUCCUCCGCGUCGGCUUCCUCAUCGAGAACCUCCUCUCCCACCCCGUGCUGAGUGGCUUCACGUCGGCUGCGGCGGUGAUCAUUUUCAUGUCCCAGCUCAAGUCCCUCUUCCGCAUCUCCGCCUCCGGGGACACGCUGCCCAAGCUGCUGUACUCGCUGGGCGAGAACAUCGGGGACAUCCACCUGUGGUCCCUCCUCCUGGGCUGCCUCUGCGUCGCCAUCCUCGUACUCGCCAAACGGUACACGAAACGGUUGCCGGUGGCGUUGAUGUUGCUCGUGGCCACCACGUUCCUCACCUGGAUACUGGACCUCGACACACGGUUGGGGCUCAAGGUGAUCGGCUCGCUGCCCACAGGGCUGCCCACUCCAUCCGUUGCUUUCAUGAGGGAGGCCGGAUGGUCGGGCGUGUGGAGCAUGCUUCCCCCGGCCACAAGCAUCGCCGUUCUGGGCUUCAUCGAGGGCAUCUCCGUGGCCAAACGCUUCUGCGCCAAGAAGCAGUACUCCAUCGACGUCGGACAGGAGAUCCUCACACUCGGCCUCUGCAACUCCAUCGGCGCCCUCUUCCAAAGCUAUCCGGUGGCGGGCAGCCUCUCGCGGACCGCCGUCAACUACGAGAGCGGGUCGCGCACGCCGCUGUCGUCGCUUCUCGCGGCGCUGGUCAUCGGCCUGACGCUGCUGCUCUUCACGCGGCUGUUCUACUACGCCCCCAUGUGCGUGCUGGCCAGCAUCGUCAUCUCCGCCGUGUUCGCCCUCAUCGACUACGAGGAGCCGCUCUUCCUCUACCGCAUCAAUGACCGGACGGACCUGGUGCAGCUGGCCAUCGUGUUCGUCAUCACCCUGUGCCUCGAGAUCGGAGUGGGCGCGGCGGUCGGAGUGUCGCUCCUACAGGUCAUCUAUCGCACGGCCAAGCCCAGCUUUGUCGAGCUGGGGCGACUGGCUGGCACCCUCGAGAAGGUGAGGUACCCGCACGCCGUGACGGUGGCGGGCGCCCUGGUGCUCCGAUUCGACUCCAACCUGUUCUUCGCCAACGUGGUGUGGUUCAAGGAGCGGCUCGCCAAGUACGAGGCCAGGAGCCCGAACAAGCUGCACGGCAUCAUCAUCGACGCCACCGGCGUGAAUAGCAUCGACUCUACGGCGGUACACGCUCUGUCGGAGAUCAUCGACGCCUAUCGGGCCAAGGCCAUGUGCUUCCUGUGGACCAACGUCAAGAGCGAAGUCCGAGACACCAUGGACCAGUCGGGUCUUACCAGCAAGAUCGGCCCCGAGAACUUCUUCAACAGCACGCACGACGCGGUCGAGUUCAUGGACGCCUACAUCAAGGACCUCUCCACCACCUCCAUCCUCGGCCACAAGGAGGCCACCAAGCUCCGCCGGAGGAACCGAUCGUCAUCUGGCGGCCCGCCGGUCAAUCACGAUCGGCACCACACAGGAGGAGGCACGAAGGGCGAGGGUGAAGAGACCCACACGCCGCGUCCCGGCGCAACCACGGACGAUGGCGAUCAGCGUGCGGCCGAUGUUGAAGACGAUGAGAAUGGUCAUCGUCAGAGCGGCAGAUCCCCAGCCUUCUCGGUCCGAUCGCCUGCACCUUCGCUUGAAGACGUCAGCCUCGACUAA
Messenger RNA from Acanthamoeba castellanii str. Neff, 2790 nucleotides. Its product is annotated as sulfate permease subfamily protein. The transcript is spliced from 21 exons. The record is from RefSeq and is a predicted model, not a curated record. Gene Ontology annotation, biological process: transmembrane transport. The coding region runs from base 1 to 2790 and encodes 929 amino acids. Gene Ontology annotation, cellular component: membrane. Lineage: Eukaryota; Discosea; Longamoebia; Acanthamoebidae. Gene Ontology annotation, molecular function: sulfate transmembrane transporter activity.